Messenger RNA from Cylindrotheca closterium, 552 nucleotides. NCBI's taxonomy places the organism in Eukaryota, Bacillariophyta, Bacillariophyceae, Bacillariales, Bacillariaceae. The record is from the annotation of a GenBank genome assembly.
AUGCCUCCCUCUACGACAUGCCCACAAAGACCUUCCUUAGUGAGAACCAAGAAGAUAACGUUUUCGGAAAACAUCAGCACUUCCGUCCCAUUGUCAGAACUACACAAGAACAACACGAGUGACACUUGGUACACACGGCAAGAAAUGAAGGACAUUCGUCGACAUGCAAGUUUGGUUGUCCAGGCCAUGCGACAUUCCAGUAAGAACUGUGGAGAGACCGAACUGGGCUGCACCUAUGGUCUUUCACACCAUGUCCGCAAUGACAUUGUCAAACGCCGAAAGGCUGGAGCGCUCUCUGCCGUUUUGGACGAGCAAUCAAUGCAACGACAAGAAUCAAAGACCAUCGACCAUGAUUUGAUUGCCGACGUGUAUUUUGAAGAGACAAAGCGGAAUCAAUCUGAUGCAUCUCAGAGAGGCAAAGACCUCGAAGAAGAAGUGAUAAGCAUAUGGUCGGAGCCUGCUAUAAGACACCAAAUUGGACGAUCACACAGGGGUCCUUUGGUGAAAUCAGCAGUGCAAACACGAAUGGUAACGACAAGAAGGGCGUGUUGA